Caenorhabditis angaria is the source of this 900-nucleotide messenger RNA. Lineage: Eukaryota; Metazoa; Nematoda; Chromadorea; Rhabditida; Rhabditidae. The record is from the annotation of a GenBank genome assembly.
AUGAGUCGCGUUCGUACCAAGACCGUCAAGAAGGCUUCCCGUGUCCUUAUCGAGAAGUACUACACCCGCAUGACCAAUGACUUCCACAACAACAAGAGAGUUUGUGAUGAAGUCGCCAUCAUCGGAUCCAAGCCACUCAGAAACAAGAUCGCUGGGUGAGUUUCGAUUAUUUUUCUGUUGAAUAUUCUAAAUAAUGAACUCAAAUUAGAAAGCGGAGCGAAAUCUAUCAGAAUCGACGUUUUUGUCUGAUUCUAUAUUUUCGAAAAUAUACGAAACCUUCUGAUAUACAUUUUUUCGUGGCUUUAUUGGACACGUUUUUGAUUGACCAAUAUAUAAUUUAAAAUGUAAAGAAUAAAGAAUUCUCUAUGCCCAAAUCAAAACCAAAAUAAUUUUUUUCGCGAGCAAUGGAAUUUAUCGAUUUUUCCUAAAAAUUUAUAAAUUGAAAUAUAAAUCGAGUUCAAUAAACUAUCUCAACUCUUCAAUGAGAUUUCAAUUUUUCAGAUACAUCACCCAUUUGAUGAGACGUAUCGAACGAGGACCAGUUAGAGGCAUUUCCAUCAAAUUGCAAGAAGAAGAGCGUGAGCGCAGAGACAACUACAUGCCAGAAAUCUCCGCUGUCGACCCAUCCCAACUCACCACCAUCAAGGUCGAUCAAGACACCGCCAACAUGCUCAAGGCCGCUGUGAGUUUGUUUUUUGGGUGUUUUGAGCUCUGAGAAGAAUUCUUCAAAAAAAGUUGUUGAAACAAACAAUUUUUUUCGAACAAAGUUUCGGAACAUCUGAAAGUGUGUACGUUAUUAAAAAGAAAAACCUUGAUUUUCCUAUAAACAAAACCAUACUUUUUCAGGGAUUCAACCUCACCAACGUUUCCGUCGACGACCAAAAGACCAAGGGAAAGUAA